AGAAUGAUUCUCAUCUCUGUAUCAAUAGCAUCUAGAAUCUGGCCUUGUGCAAAUAUAUCAUAUGAAUGAAUAAAUAUAAAAAAAGAAAGGAAGGAGGGGGAAAUGCAGGUGAAGGGAUGAGGAGAAAGAAAGAGAAGACAGGAGGAAGAGAAAGAGGGAGAACAGUUUAUUUGAAAGAAAUUCUCAAAAAGUACUGUUCUUAAAAAAAAAUAAAAGAUGGCAGCUACUACACAGAUAACCAAGAUAUGGAUCAGAAGGGAAAAUAAGGGAAUUUAGGAAAGUUGUUUUUGGAUAAGCAUUUCUCUUUCCAGAAUCCCUCUUAAAAUUUAUAUGGGCUUUGAAAGUGGUGAUUACUAUGUCAGUCUGAGCCAUCACAUCUGUCCUCUGGAAGAAAGGGCCUUAGAGCUUAUGAAAAACAUAAGUGGGGGUGGGAGGAGAUAGGAGUGGAGAAGAGAUAGGAUGCACUCAAUCUCCAGGUGUCCAGAGGACUCUCUGAUUGUGCUCAUGUCCUACCAGGCUGCCAGUGUGACCUCACCCUCUUCAGUCCCCCUCCUCAGAGCCGGCUAUGAGUUCCUGCAACUUCACACAUGCCACCUUUGUGCUUAUCGGUGUCCCAGGCCUAGAAGAAUCCCACUUCUGGUUCGGCUUCCCUCUGCUGUCCAUGUAUGCUGUGGCACUGUUUGGAAACUGCAUUGUAGUCUUCAUCGUCAGGACAGAGCGCAGCCUUCAUGUACCCAUGUACCUCUUUCUCUGCAUGCUGGCAGCCAUUGACCUGGCCUUGUCCACCUCCACCAUGCCCAAGAUCCUUGCCCUCUUCUGGUUUGACUCUCGAGAGAUCACUUUUGAUGCCUGCCUUGCCCAGAUGUUCUUUAUCCAUGCUCUUUCAGCCAUUGAAUCCACCAUCCUGCUGGCCAUGGCCUUUGACCGUUACGUGGCCAUCUGCCACCCACUACGCCAUGCCGCAGUCCUCAACAAUACAGUAACAGCCCAGAUUGGCAUUGUAGCAGUGGUCCGAGGCUCCCUCUUCUUUUUUCCACUUCCACUGCUCAUCAAGCGGUUGGCCUUUUGCCACUCCAAUGUGCUCUCACAUUCCUACUGUGUGCACCAGGAUGUGAUGAAGUUGGCCUACACUGACACAUUGCCCAAUGUAGUCUAUGGUCUUACUGCCAUUCUGCUGGUCAUGGGUGUGGAUGUCAUGUUCAUCUCUUUGUCCUAUUUCCUGAUUAUAAGAACAGUUCUGCAACUGCCUUCCAAGUCUGAUCGAGCCAAGGCCUUUGGGACCUGUGUGUCACACAUUGGUGUGGUCCUGGCCUUCUACGUGCCACUCAUUGGCCUCUCAGUGGUGCACCGCUUCGGAAACAGCCUUGAUCCCAUCGUGCAUGUACUCAUGGGAGAUGUCUACCUGCUGCUGCCUCCUGUCAUCAAUCCCAUCAUCUAUGGUGCCAAGACCAAACAGAUCAGAACACGGGUGCUGGCUAUGUUCAAGAUCAGCUGUGACAAGGACAUCCAAACUGUGUGACAUGGGUGACCUUCACUAUUCUACUUCCACAUCCUUAUUGGUUUGAUGUAAUUACACCAUCAAAAGAAUCUUAAUUCCAGUUUCCAUGGGCACAUCAGUGCUUUUCUCCAGCUGCAACAGUAAACUAAGUAUGAUUCAUUUACUUCAUGUAAUAUCAUGUUGGAAUAAUCCACGUUACACAUUAUUUGGUUAAAGACUGAUUUAAAAUGAAACAGCCUUGGAAAUCAAGUAAAAACAAUUAAUAUAUACAACUGAAACUAACUUGAAAAACAGCCUAUGCCUUGGAAGAAGUAUGUUCAAAUUAAUAGUGAUGUUAGUUUUGUUCCUACUUUCUAAAUGCUUUGUUAUGAAUACAUUAUUUAACUGACAAGUAUAGCUUUUUAAAUGGGGAAAACAAAAUUGCUAAUUUAGGAAAACCACAGUCCUUGCUGUGGGAUUUUACCCAUUACCUGAAUUCUCCAACCCUGACUAAUAAUGCUUGUAGUUCUGGCUUGUGUGCUUACAAUGUUCCAGGAUUGUGAUAACUGCUUUAUAGCUUUUGUGAUCUUCAAAGAUUUAUAGGAUGGGUGCCAUUUUUGUCCCCUCAUCACAAGCAACAGAAAUGAAGCACACAUUAGCAAGGUAAUUAAGUCACACCAGCUCAUGUGUGCAGUGGCAAGACUUGAAAUUAAAUUUGAUAAUUGAAUACGGUCACUUACCUACCGUGUCAUGUUGCUUCCUCUUUAACAUCUGCCAUUUAUUUCCUCCACCUGUAUAAGCCCUCUGUUUUCUCUCUGUAGUGUGCCAGAAUAAUGCCUUUAUGUUUGUCCUGAGAGAUAGCUCUGGGACUACAAAUUCAGAUUAGUUCACUCUUUCGGUUUUACAGUGUUAGCACAUACUCCUUCCCAGAUUAAGGGAAAAUAUUUUUGCUUAUUUGUCUCAUAUCUUCUUUAUAAUGUCUUUCUUUUAAAAAAACUAUGUCCUGUCUCUAUAAAAUAUUUUGAAUAUGCAGCAUAUGUAAAGGUGCUGAAUGCCUAUUGUUCCGAGGUAGGCUGUUUCUACUGAAAUGCCCACCAGCUCUGAUGAGUAGCAAAAAUCUGAGCACAAUAGUUGGUACUGUGUGGGCUUUGGUGGGCACAAAAUUUCAGUUUGGGAUGAUGAAAAAAAAUCUGAAAAUGGAUAGGUGGUGAUUGUAUAGAACAGUAUAAAUGUACUUGUUACUCCUGAACUG
This is a messenger RNA of Cavia porcellus (domestic guinea pig), 2729 nucleotides long. RefSeq names its product olfactory receptor 51E2. Gene Ontology annotation, molecular function: G protein-coupled receptor activity; olfactory receptor activity. Gene Ontology annotation, biological process: G protein-coupled receptor signaling pathway. NCBI's taxonomy places the organism in Eukaryota, Metazoa, Chordata, Mammalia, Rodentia, Caviidae. Gene Ontology annotation, cellular component: plasma membrane. The transcript has a single exon. The record is from RefSeq and is a predicted model, not a curated record. Bases 566 to 1519 code for a protein of 317 amino acids.